UACAAUCAGUUACAGACUUUACAGUCCAAAAUCCGGGUUAGUUAUUACUGAUUACACAUCUUCUGCAAUUCAAUGUUUGACUUUGAAAGAUAAUAUUAAUCAUUGAUUAUUAAUUAAGUUUAUUUUUUACGUGGAGACGUGCAGUUUGUAGAGGUUAUAACACCUAAAAAGUGAUUUUUUUCUUGAAAUAUUAAAAUUUCUCUCUAUCUACCAAAGGUUAAGGUUAACUUAUAGCUAUUAUUAUAUAUUAGUUGUCAAAAUGGCAAUUUUUUUAAGAUCAUCAGUGUCUAAAUCGAAAUUGGUUUUUUCACUAUCAAAAAUUAUAACACCUGUAACUUCAAUGAAGCUGUCCACAUGUAACUUAGAGUACAUAAUUACUGAAAAAGUUGGCGAGAAACAAAAUGUUGGCCUUGUCAAACUUAAUAGACCUAAGGCUUUGAAUGCAUUAUGUGAUGGUUUGGUCACAGAACUAACUGAAGCCGUAUCUGCUUAUGACGCUGAUGAUUCAAUUGGAGCUAUUGUUGUUACUGGUAGUGAACGUGCAUUUGCGGCUGGUGCUGAUAUCAAGGAAAUGCUUGACAAGACUUAUUCAACUAACCUAAAAAUUGGCUUACUUAAACAAUGGGACAAUCUGAGUAAAUGCAAGAAACCAGUUAUUGCUGCUGUUAAUGGUUUUGCUCUAGGUGGCGGAUGUGAAUUAGCAAUGAUGUGCGACAUAAUCUAUGCUGGAGAAAAAGCUAAAUUUGGCCAACCCGAGAUUGUGAUUGGAACAAUUCCUGGAGCUGGUGGUACUCAGCGUAUGAUACGUUCUUGUGGUAAAAGCUUUGCAAUGGAAGUAUGUUUAUCUGGAAACCAAAUUUCUGCCCAAGAAGCUUUAGCUAGAGGAUUAGUUAGUAAGGUGUUUCCACCCGAAAAUUUAGUAGACGAGGCUAUUAAAUUAGCUGAAAAAAUAAGUGAUCAUUCGCCUUUAAUUGUUGCAUUAUGUAAAGAAUCUGUAAAUUAUGCAUAUGAAUCAAGUUUAAGCCAAGGUUUACAAUUUGAGAAGAAGUCAUUCUAUGGAACUUUUGCAACAGAUGACCGGAAGGAAGGGAUGACGGCGUUCGUUGAAAAAAGGAAACCAAACUUUUCUAAUAAUUAAUUUUAAAUAUAAUUCUAUUAUAUAGUAUUCAGUACUAUUGUUUUUAGUGUUUUUACAUUUAAAUUUUAAUAUAUCUAUUGUUAAUUUGUAUACACAAUAUAUUUAUUAUCUUUGUUCAGUGUUUAUAUCAAACUAUUAUCACUAAAUAUGAAGAAAAAUUAAAAUAGAUGUUAUUUGUAAGGGAAAUUUAGUUAGCUGUGAACUACUUGUGAUGUUAAUAAUACCUACAAUAAGAUAAUAAAAUAUUUAAAAAAAAGUUUGUUGUACCCUACUGAUGAUAAUGUUAUUUUGAAAUUUUAAUU
Messenger RNA from Diuraphis noxia (Russian wheat aphid), 1440 nucleotides. RefSeq names its product Enoyl-CoA hydratase, short chain 1. NCBI's taxonomy places the organism in Eukaryota, Metazoa, Arthropoda, Insecta, Hemiptera, Aphididae. The record is from RefSeq and is a predicted model, not a curated record. Gene Ontology annotation, biological process: fatty acid beta-oxidation. Gene Ontology annotation, cellular component: mitochondrion. Gene Ontology annotation, molecular function: catalytic activity.